ACAUCAUACACUUAUACCCUUCCACGCUUGCUUUCGGGAGCACCGGACCGCGCCGCUCGCAGAACAGGCUAAUCUGCAAUAUAAGAGAUGUGGGGAAUCUUGAAUACCGGGAUCCUUCUCGCUGGUAUCGCAGGCGCUACUUCCAAUAGCAACAACACCGUCAACAAUUCUAAGCUUCAGACUUGGUGGCACGACUCCGGCGAAAUCACCAGAUCACCUGUGCAGCCAAGUUCCGUUCGCCAGAGCCAUCUCUACUCUAUUCAAGUUAGCAACUCUGUCGAUCAGACCUAUUACGACUCUUUCGCUUAUCAGACUAUACCACGCAACGGUCAGGGCAACAUUCUGAUACCGAAUGACCUGACCUCAACAACGACCGCGAGCGAUGGUAUCACUAUAGAAGCUGCCAUUGGCAUGACAAUGUCUUGGACCUCGUUCCUGUACUCAGCAGACGUUUGGGUGAAGGUGCAUCGUCUCGAUGGCUUUGGCAUUGAGUCUGACACUUUUGUUAUCAGACCCACCACUCUCAACCUCACCACUUCAGUCGCAGGCGGUGAUUUGUUCAUCCAAGUGCCCUACAGCGAACGUGGCAGCAAGUUUUCGGUUGAGUUCAACGAUAAUCUCUUUGAUUUUCGCGAUGGAUGUAGCAACCCUACAUGCUCCUAUGUCCAGGACACUUCGGCAAGUGGGCCGUACUACGUUGACGAGUACGAUGACUCUAUGCCUUUGAUGGGGGUAGAGCCUCUCGACUCCCUGCUUAUCUUUGCGAGCCCCUUUGAGGAUGAGUCCUUGAUACCGAACGAAACGUCUGAUGAUGUUUUGGUCGUCCCUGAAGGUCGCAUAUCCGGACUGAACACCACAGAGGCGAGAAUCGUCAUUUUUAAGCCCGGUGUGUAUUACGCUACUGCCACAGACUAUUUGAACCUCAGUUCAACAGUAGACUGGCUCUACUUUGCGCCUGGCUCCUACGUAAAAGGCGCUGUGGAGUUUCACACAAACUCCGCACUCAUCCAAGCUACGGGACAUGGUGUAUUGUCCGGUGAGCAGUAUGUCUAUCAAGCAGACCCUACCUACGGAUUCCAAAAUCACAAUGUAGAUGCCUCACCUUUGCGCAUGUGGAAGGGCACGGUCCCCAAUGGACAGAAAACUACCUGGGUUGUGAACGGUCCGACGGUGAACAGUCCUCCCUUCAACAGUAUGGACUUUUAUGGUGAUACCUCAGCAUUCUCUGUCGCAUGUACCGACUACAAGCAAGUCGGUGGUUACUUUGGACAAACAGAUGGCAUGCAAGCGUAUCCUGGUAGUGUGUUCCAAGACAUCUUUUACCAUACCAACGAUGACACCAUAAAGCUUUACCAUUCAGACGUCACUGUAUCGAAUGUUGUCGUACAGAAGGGUUCAACAGCACCCAUCAUCCAAUUCGGCUGGGCAGCUAGAAACAUAAGCGACAUCAGAGUCAGCGACAUCAAUAUCAUCCACAGUCGCUGGAAUAGUAAUGGCUCAAAUCCAGGUAUCAUCGGGAGUAACAACUUGUACGACCCUUCCACUGCAUCGACAUCUGCGACAAACACAAGCACAGCCGAUACCUAUUCCUCGGCUAGUAAUAUCGUGUUCUCCAACAUCCGUAGUGAGGGUAUCUCUGGACCUUUGAUGCGUAUCUAUGCUCUGGAGAACUUGCAUAACAUCACUGUAUCAAACGUCUGGGUCGAGGAGUUUGGAAGUUGCGAUGGAUAUGAGAACAUAGGCAUCUCUGAGAGCUUUAUGCCUGCUAUGACCGAUGGCAACGGCAACAACAUCACUGUGGAAGGUUUCAUCAUCGAGGACUUUAUGGUCGGUGAUAAGAAAGUCACUCUCGACACGGCAAGCACAGUGGGCAACUUGUACUGGAAUCCUGACUUUGAUGUCACUAUCCAGUGAAAGGGCAAGGCUUCUGCAUGCUUCAGUUUCACAUGUAUCAGUUGGAUGCAAACAACGAAUCGAUUCGUUGGCGUCUGAUGAUUCGACCAAAAAUUCAAGCAGCACGAAGAUUGAAUUGUCAGCACGGGAAAUUUGUUUUUGCAAGAGUUUCCC
Molecule: messenger RNA, 2067 nt
Organism: Aureobasidium pullulans EXF-150
Lineage: Eukaryota; Fungi; Ascomycota; Dothideomycetes; Dothideales; Saccotheciaceae
Product: glycoside hydrolase
Exons: 3
Coding region: 88-1914 (608 amino acids)
Molecular function (GO): hydrolase activity, hydrolyzing O-glycosyl compounds
Source: RefSeq, a predicted model, not a curated record